Messenger RNA from Microdochium trichocladiopsis, 1452 nucleotides. RefSeq lists its product as uncharacterized. The record is from RefSeq and is a predicted model, not a curated record. The coding region runs from base 1 to 1452 and encodes 483 amino acids. Gene Ontology annotation, molecular function: transcription cis-regulatory region binding; zinc ion binding; DNA-binding transcription factor activity, RNA polymerase II-specific. Gene Ontology annotation, cellular component: nucleus. Gene Ontology annotation, biological process: positive regulation of transcription by RNA polymerase II. Lineage: Eukaryota; Fungi; Ascomycota; Sordariomycetes; Xylariales; Microdochiaceae. The transcript is spliced from 3 exons.
AUGUCUCUGGCGCGCCGCGACCACGGCUGUCCGCAAUGUCGCCGCCGGCGCGUGCGCUGCGAUAUGGCGGUGCCCGAGUGCCAAAAGUGCAUCAAGAAGGGACUCCACUGCAGCGGCCUUGGCUUCGAAUGCCGCUUCAGUGCGCACAUGAACAGCUCGGCAGAAGACAGCAGUCCCCGCCGCUCAGCGUCCACUACGUCCUCAUCGCCAGGAACCGUCGAGACCGCUCAGACACGGCCAGGAUCUGCGGGUGUGUCGCCAUCCCCAACUAAACGACACCGCCGUCAUCGCCAUCAAUCAAGUAUGAACCUUGAAGACCAAGAACGGAGACCUCCAUGUCUAGUUGACAAACCAAGCAAUCCCCAGGCGGACUAUUUGUUACUUGCGCCUGAUGUCCCGGACCACUGCCCUUCAGUCAAAGACACAGGCCUCGACAUUCUUGUCCAACCACGAACGCCCCAGGCCAUGAUGCUCUUCUCACACUUCUCAGAAUUCAUCGCAUCGAAGAUGGUAGUGUUUGACUCGAGCGACAAUGGGUACCGGCGCAUCAUCAUGCCCAUGGCGUGCCAAAGCGACGUGGUAAUGAGAGCCCUGUCGGUCGUGGCAGCCUUUCAUCUGGCUGGGAUGGGCAUAACGACCUCGACCGCGAGCAGCCUCCGCGCAGCCGCCGAAGCUGGGCAGCAGGCUAUCCUGUCCAAGCUAGUGCAGGACUCGAGGCAGCUAAACCCGGACCGUGUAUUCAGCAUGUCAACUUGGGCGGCUGUGCUGAUACUACUGGUCGGCGACACCAUCACUGGCUCAGACAACUACCCGCGGCUGCUCGAGAUGCUGCGCCACGUAUCGAGCGUCGUGAUGGGCUCGGGCUCGAGCUCACCCACCUCAACACGUACAACAAGGGAAGAGACUCGAGAUUUUCUCAUGCAACAGACGCGAAUGUUUGAGCUCCUUGGGUCCGCGCUGACCCAGCACGAGGAUAGAGCCCACGACAUUCUCUCGGGGCCAGUCGAGCCUUACCUGGCCUUUGCGUCUCCCGACCAUGUCAAGGCCCUCUCGGCCAACAACGACUCAGCUCAGCAGGUGGCGACCGUGAAACGCAUCCGCUCGGCCAUCCAAGCCGCAUGUGAGCUCUGCCGCGACCGUCUGCAGCGCAGCGUAUGCUUUGAGUGCCCGGCUGCUCGGCUGGACGCACUGCAGCAGUUGGUGGACGAGGUGGCCCUGCCCGGUGUCGACGGCGCCCAUGCGCUUGUGUGGCCGUGUUUCGUGGCGGCCGCCGAGGCCGUGUUACCUCGUCACCGCGACUUUUUCUCAAGUCGCCUGCGGGCUCUCUUCGCCUGCACGCAUUUCCACACGAUUCCACUGGCUCUCGACACGCUCACGCUGAUCUGGGAACACCAGGGAAGGCGCAAAUGGACACAGAUCAUCAUAUCUAUGCGGCCGAUACUGAUAAUGUAA